Molecule: messenger RNA, 1245 nt
Organism: Sesamum indicum (sesame)
Lineage: Eukaryota; Viridiplantae; Streptophyta; Magnoliopsida; Lamiales; Pedaliaceae
Product: 28 kDa ribonucleoprotein, chloroplastic
Biological process (GO): chloroplast rRNA processing
Cellular component (GO): chloroplast thylakoid membrane
Molecular function (GO): mRNA binding
Source: RefSeq, a predicted model, not a curated record
UGGAAAAAUAGAUAUUUUUGUCUCUCUGCUCUGCAUUGCUCCUUAUCCUUCUCUCUCACUGCUUCCUCUUAGAGCAGUUUUCAGCAGUGGGCUCAGUUCAUUUUCCGUUAAUCUUAAUUCUCAGCAGAAGCAAUCAAAAUCCUACGCUUGUAAUCCAUUCGGCAUCCGCACCUCCUACAAUGGCCGCCUUUCGUCUUGUAUAUUUGCCUCCCGCCGCCGCUCAAUUCUCCCACAACCACCUAUUCCUUCCGUCGCCGCCGCCCAACCCUUGUCUCCUUUCUCUCACCACCAAGCACCGGAGGUCCAAUCUUCAGCUGUUCCUUGCUCAAGUCCAAGUCCAAGCCCAGCCCACCAUUAAAUCAGAGACCGCCAUCGAGAAUGUCGUAGAAGAAGAAGAAGAAGUUUCUAAGACGAGGUUGCUUGUCCAGAAUGUUCCAUGGACAUGCACUGUGGAUGAUAUUCGACCCCUGUUCGCGAAUUAUGGUACUGUUGUUGAUAUUGAGUUUUCGAUGUAUAAUAAAACUAAAAACAGGGGUCUUGCUUUUGUGACGAUGGGCUCACAUGAAGAAGCUCUUGCCGCUUUAAACAAUCUUGAAUCCACUGAAUUUGAGGGUAGAGUUCUGAAGCUUAACUGGGCUAAGCCAAAGAAGAAGAAACCUUCAUCUUUGCCGCAGCCCAAGCCACUGCCAGUACACAAUUUGUUUGUUGCUAAUUUGCCGUUUCAGGCGGGGGCCAAUGACCUUAAGAAUUUCUUUAAUGCCGAUAAUGCGAAUGUUGUUUCCGCUGAAGUCAUAUUUCAGGAUAAUCCUAGACGAUCCGCAGGGUAUGGCUUUGUUUCCUUCAAUACUAAGGCAGAGGCGGAGGCAGCACUUGCCAUUUUUCAAGGAAAGGAGUUUAUGGGGAGAGCAAUUCGUGUUGCACGCAGUAGAAGAUUUUUGAGACAGGAGACGAAGUCCGCUAUUCAAUCAGAGAGUGCUGAAGUGAAUUGAAUUCUGUUGGGCAAAAACAUGAGAGAAUGUGAUCAGCUGCUGUUUAAUCACUUGAGCUCAGUGAGUUUUCCCAUAUCUGUGCCCGUUGUGAAUACAUGCCAGUGUUAGUCCAGUUUGUAUCUGCAGCUGAAAUAGAAUUUAACUUCAGCUUUACUCUUUUUCUACGACUUGAUAUCUGUUUAUAUAUUUUUUUGGCCAUCCAGUUAUUGAGGCGAUCUUGUCCUGCUAAAACCUAUAAAAGAUAUGAUCUUUGAUA